Bubalus bubalis (water buffalo) is the source of this 2567-nucleotide messenger RNA. RefSeq names its product family with sequence similarity 187 member A (gene FAM187A). The transcript is spliced from 2 exons. The record is from RefSeq and is a predicted model, not a curated record. Bases 125 to 1405 code for a protein of 426 amino acids. NCBI's taxonomy places the organism in Eukaryota, Metazoa, Chordata, Mammalia, Artiodactyla, Bovidae.
AGGAAUGACGUCAUCAACUUCAAGGCUUUGGAGAAAGAGCUGCAGGCUGCACUCAUUGCUGAUGAGAAGUACAAACGGGAGAAUGCUGCCAAGUUACGGGCAGUGGAACAGAAGGUAGCUUCCUAUGAGGAAUUCAGGCAUGAACCUGGCUCACACCACUGUGCUCCUGUGGGCGUGGGGGAGCCUCCAGGCCUUUGAAAUAGUGGAGAAAGAGAACAUCUUUCAGAGGACCCCCUGCCCGGCUUUUCUGAUGUUUGACAAUGCAGCCUACCUGACCGACAUGAGCUUUGAGCUCCCCUGCCCCUGCAAGCCGGAGGAGGUGUCCGCUGUUGUCUGGUACUAUCAGAAGCACCUGGGCAGCAGCCACACGAAAGUGCUGACGGACUUUGAUGGGCGGGUGCUGACGGAGGCAGCACAGGUGCGCGUGGGCAGCGACAUGCUGGUCCGCUUCAGCAUCCGCAUGUUCAGCCUCUUGGUCUUCCGGGCGCAGCCGGAGGACUCCGGUUUGUAUUUUUGCGGCACCCGCAAGGGGGACUAUUUUUACGCCUACGACGUGGACAUCCAGAGCAGUGAGGGGAUGGUGGCUACCUUCAAGGACCAGGGCCAGGAGCCCUUAGAAGACGAGUACCACGGGAGCCUCCGCGUCUUCACCACCUUCUGGGAGUGGACCCCCUGCGACCGCUGCGGGGUGCGCGGGGAGCAGUGGCGUAUUGGUCUGUGCUACCUGCAGAGCCCAGACCUCUCUCCCCGCUACCGCAAGAUACUGCCCAACGUGGUGUCUUGCGGUUCGAGGGCUGUGCCCAGGCAGCUCAGGGCCAAGGCCAGCGACCACAACCCUGAGCUGCUGGUUCGGAGCUGCCUGAUGCCCUGCGAGAAGAAGAAGAAGGUCCAGGAGGGUGUGAUGGCCAUCUUCAACUAUGUGUCCAAAGUGGGCAGCCGGCCCUGGUUGCCCCAGGUGCCCAUUCAGUUCCACCAGCAGAGGCUGGGCCAUGGACUCAUCAUCUCCUGCCCUGGGGCCCGGCCAGAGCACGCCGUGGCCUGGGACAAGGACCACCAGUACCUCUACCGCACGCAGUACCUGAAGGGCGUCAAUGGGUCCAUGAGGGUGUUCAUCGAUCACGGCAACCAUCUCCACAUCCGCUUCACCCAGCUGGAAGACCGGGGCAUCUACUAUUGCUGGCGGCAGGGCGAGCGCAUUGCUGGGUUCCGACUGGGCGUGACAUCUCCAGGUCGCUACCCGGUCUCCUUCUCCGACCCCGAGACUCGGGCCGCCCUGGGGCUCAUUCUGAUAGGCUACAUGCUCAUCACGGUCAUCUUUAUCAGCAUUCACCUUUGUCGUUGCUGCUGUUACUUAUUCCGUUUUUGUCCCAACUUCUCCCCCAGGCUCUCUCGCCCCCAGCUCUGAAGACCAGCUGUGCUCAAAUGUGUUUGUUAAAUGGUACCAGAUGCCUCUGGUUGGGGGCGGGGCAUGCGAACCUGCCCCCCAUUUUCGUGAGCAAGCCUGGAACCUCAUCUGGGAAGCAGGGAAGCCUGAGCAGGUGGGAGAUGGGGAACUGAGUCCAGGAUGGAAGUAGUCGGAGUGCACGUGUCUUCUGAUUUUAUGCUUAGAGAAGGAAGAAGUGAACCUAAUAUUUAUCUGCUCUCUGGUGUUGACUGUGUUUGAUGUGCUUUAUUUUCUUGCCUUCGUGGAUUGCCAAGUGGGUGCUGUUUGAACUGAAGGUAGCAGAGAGAGGAAGAAAAGAGUUGGGGUACCUAGUAUAUCCUCUUUGUCUUCUUUCCCAGCCUCAUCCCGGGACCAUCAGGUAGAAGUGGUGAGUUUGGGAAUAAAGGUAGAGACCAGUACAGGAGAAAUGGGUGAGGAAAGUGGAGAGUGAGUUGAGGGCUUUCCUGACAGAUGGCACCCAGCCUGGGGCUGGAGGUGAGAAGAGGAGCCAGAAGCAAAGGCAGUGGGUGCAUGGGGCACCAGGGCUGGAGAGCAGAGCAGGGUUGGAGGUGGGAUUUGUCAUGUGGCCACUUCUGGGGAUGCUGGGGGCCCCAAGAUGAUCAGUGAUAAGAAGCAAGUUGUGUCUUGCCUGAGGCUACUUCCUGUCCUCUGCUCCAGCCUCAGCCUCCGCUGAACAGAUCAGAGUCCACUCUGGGGAAGGCCACAGCAGUUGUCUUUAUUUGUUGCAUUUAUGUCAGUGACUAAAGCCCGCAGCAAUGCCCCGAAGGUUAGCAGCAGUGGGUGGCAGGAGGGAAUGGGGGAAGGGUAUGCAGUCAAGUCCCUCUGACUUGGACGGAGAUGGGAACCCUGGAGUGGGCUUCAGAGCCCCACUUGUGGGCACUGAUCAUCUCAUGCCCACUAGUCUCCCUGUGAACAGCAGAACAGGUGCUCAGGGUGAAAGUGUCUGCCCCAAGCUUUCCUGCCUCCAGGCUGCAGGAACACAAACCAGUGUCUUCACUCUGCAUGGGCCUCAGGUUCCAAAUCAUAAAAUAAAGUGCUACCUAAAACAUGGGGAGGUGGGUAUGUUUUGUAUUUGACUAACAGGGGACUACAGGGGCCUUGGUUUAGGGAAGAGCAGUGAUCA